UUACGUUUAUCGUAUAACAACACAUCAUUGUUUUUUCUGUUGUAGUCUUAUUUGAAUUAUCAAUUAUAGGCACAUCCAGUCGUAUUGAAUUUUGAAGAUGUUUCGUUUCGCAUAUUUAUGAUUUAUUCUUGCGCUUGCUCAAUUUCGCGCAAUUUUGAGUUUGCACGUAAACUUCAUACUUUAACAAUCUUGGAUCACUGGGAUUCAGUCAACGAAUACGAACAGCGCAUUAUCUGAUAGCUCGGUCUGAUAGAUGUUUAACACGACAAAGAAAAUGUCUGCAAGCAUACUGAUAUGGAUGAAUUUCAUACUCCUGGGAACCUUAAUUUCUGUAGUAUUGGGAUCGAGAAGGUUGAAAUGUAAGCAGAAAAACGAAUGUGUGUAUAAACCGCCCACGAAAACACCCGUCAAGACUGGACUUGGUCGUUAUGAAGUUUUCAAUGCAUUGCUUGACUGUACCUAUCCAGCGGAAUGUGGUUAUCAGUACCUGAAAACGUUUACCAAACAAUUGGAUGAUAUGGAAGGAUGUACCAUGUAUUAUCCUUUAAAAGAGGUUGGCGCUGACCGGCUAUACGUUGUAUUUGGGUGUGAAAGUGUAAUAGCACUUGAAAGAGCAAUGGCCAAAAAGGAUUCGAAAUUCAAAUGCGGUGUCACAGCAAUAAUGGACGACUAUGACUUUGCUAUGCUCACCCUAGGGAUUGAAUUGAAUCAAACUCAGAUAGAUGCUAUCAUGCCACGUGCAACACUCAAGUGCGAAACACUGUUAGCAGUAUUUCGUGAGCUGAAGUAUCCACCUGGAAAGUCGCAAGAGACGAUAAUAGCAGCUUGGACGGAACAUACUCGGAAAUCCAUCAUUCUUAAGACUACAUCAGGGUUUAAUGGAGAGAUCUUUCAUGUAGUGGGGCGUGAAGCGAUGUGGAUCUUCAUUUUAUGGGAUUCGAGUGCGCACAUGGACAAAGCGUUUGUCAACGGAGGAUGGCCCUUACAGACGGAGGUUACGUCGGGUAUCAUCCACACGGUAGUACCCAUGAUACACCUCGACUGCAUAUGUAUGUAGUACUGACUUACCUUUCUUCAACACAAAUGGGAUAUUAAAUCAUGUAACACUACGCCUGUGUAACCGACAACUGUCGAUUCGAGUGCCAUAUUCCAUAUCAAAGACAGUACUAAAUAAACAAAUAAUAAUAUUUUAAAAUGGC
Molecule: messenger RNA, 1199 nt
Organism: Owenia fusiformis
Lineage: Eukaryota; Metazoa; Annelida; Polychaeta; Sabellida; Oweniidae
Source: the annotation of a GenBank genome assembly